This is a messenger RNA of Gossypium arboreum, 601 nucleotides long. Its product is annotated as 40S ribosomal protein S27-2. Gene Ontology annotation, molecular function: RNA binding; structural constituent of ribosome. Bases 145 to 405 code for a protein of 86 amino acids. Gene Ontology annotation, biological process: ribosomal small subunit assembly; translation. The record is from RefSeq and is a predicted model, not a curated record. NCBI's taxonomy places the organism in Eukaryota, Viridiplantae, Streptophyta, Magnoliopsida, Malvales, Malvaceae. Gene Ontology annotation, cellular component: cytosolic small ribosomal subunit; ribosome. The transcript is spliced from 4 exons.
UUUCUGUCUUAACCGACUUAGGUCAACCAAUCUACAUAUAAAACAUCACAUAGGCAGUUGGUUGCCUCCUCCUUCACCUCUGCCGCCUAGCAAGCUUCGAGGGUUUACACGUUGCACUUGAAACAUCUAGCAAGCCAAGCGAAAAUGGUUCUCCAAAACGAUAUCGAUUUGUUGAAUCCUCCAGCAGAACUUGAGAAGAAGAAGCACAAGCUCAAGCGUCUCGUUCAGUCCCCCAAUUCUUUCUUCAUGGAUGUCAAAUGCCAAGGCUGCUUCAACAUAACAACUGUGUUUAGCCACUCUCAAACUGUGGUGGUAUGUGGUAACUGUCAGACUGUCCUUUGCCAGCCGACUGGAGGUCGAGCUAGACUCACUGAGGGAUGCUCUUUCAGGAAGAAGGGUGACUGAUUUGCUACACAGUUGCUUUGAAUAUGGGUUCUUUUUUUUUUAUCUUUGAGAUAUUGGUCUGAAUUUCAUCUUUUUUUUUUCUUUUUUUUUUGUCUUUGUGCUUCAAGAUGAGUUGGUUUUUCUUGUAAGUUUAAGGAUUUGAUGCUAAGCUUGUUACUUAAUGGUUUUGAUCAAGUAUGGAUGUUAUUACAAUUAA